Molecule: messenger RNA, 1500 nt
Organism: Triticum turgidum subsp. durum (durum wheat)
Lineage: Eukaryota; Viridiplantae; Streptophyta; Magnoliopsida; Poales; Poaceae
Source: the annotation of a GenBank genome assembly
AUGGCGGCCCUGCAGCUGGCCGCUCUCCUUGCCCUGCUGCUCGCGCUGUGGCGUCUCGUGUGGCGGCCGCGGGCCGUGGCGCGGUCGUUCGCGAGGCAGGGGGUCCGAGGGCCUCCCUACACGUUCCUGGCCGGGUCCUUGCCGGAGGCGAAGCGGCUGCUGAUCGCUGGCCGGAGAGGCGUGCCGCCCCUCGACGCCGGGUGCCACGACAUCAUGCCCAUCCUGCUACCUCAGUUCCAUAGAUGGGUCGCUGAUUAUGACAGAACGGGCCUGUAUCAGAAGGACUUCAUGAUCCCCGUGCUCAAAUCCCUCUUCGGCAAUGGCGUCAUAUUGAUAAACGGCGACGAUUGGAAGCGUCACCGGAAAGUAGUCCUUCCAGCUUUCAACCAUGAGAAGAUCAAGAGCAUGUCAGCGGUGACAGGAGAGGUCACAAGGCAGAUGAUACAGCAAUGGCGCGAGAAGAUACACCAAAGCAACAGCGACAAGAAAGCAGCUGACAUAGACAUGAUCCACGCCUUCAACGACCUGACCGCGAAGAUCAACGGCCGCGUCGCCUUCGGCACAAGCCACCAGGAUGUCGAGGAGGUCAUCGUCUUGAUGCGGGAGAUGCAAAAGAUCGCCACUGCCUCCACGCUGGAUGCUCCAAUACUCUGGUAUCUGCCGACUCAGCGUAACUUGCACGUUCGACGUCUGAACAAACAGCUGAGAAGCAAGAUCAUGUCGAUCAUGCAGGCACGGCUGGCCGCAGAUGGAGCCAAAUAUGGUCGAGGAGACACCGGCGGCUGCGGGGACGACCUGCUCGGGCUGCUGUUAGAGGCGUGGACGCCAAACCGGCAAGGGAGCGGCGGCGAUACAAUGACAACCGACGAGGUGAUUGAUGAGUGCAAGACCUUCUUCGCCGCAGGGCAGGAAACCACGGCCACCCUCCUCAUCUGGACCAUGUUCCUGCUUGCCGUGCACCCCCAGUGGCAGGACAAGGUCAGGGAAGAGGUCCUCAGGGAGUUCCCCGGUGGCGGCAGGGAUGGCGAUGAUGUGACACCCAACGCCGAUAUUCUCGCCAAACUGAAGCUGCUACACAUGGUAUUGCUCGAGACAUCGCGUCUCUACCCUCCGGUCGUGUACAUACAACGGAAGGCUGCCUCCGACACCGUCCUCGGAGGCAUCAAGGUACCCCAGGGAACAAUCAUAUCAAUCCCCAUCGGCAUGCUACACCGAGACAAGGAAGUUUGGGGACCAGGCGCCGACGAGUUCAACCCCAUGAGGUUCGAGCAGGGCGUCACAAAGGCUGCGAAAGACUCCAAGGCGCUCUUGACUUUCUCUCUAGGCCCGAGAGUAUGCACCGGUCAGAACUUUGGCAUCGUGCAAGUGCAGGUUGUCAUGGCGAUGAUCCUCAGCAACUUCUCCAUCUCCCUCUCCCCGGAGUAUGUUCACAAGCCAAAGUAUCUUCUGUCUUUGACACCCAGGCUUGGGAUGCCUCUCAUUUUGAGGAAUCUACUAUAG